AAGAGGGUGAUAAUAUACUGAUAGACAGGGAGCCUGAGGGAGGUGACGACACCGUCUCAUCUGGCACGCAGCCUUCGCGUAGGCGGGCGAACGCCACCGAGAUCCGAUCGUCGGCGAUCCCAUCACCGCCUCCCCUUCUUUUCUCUCGGCUAUGCCCCCGCCCCCGGAUCGAUUCCCUCUCACCGGAGCUACGCGUAGCUGAGGGAUCGAUCCCAUCGCCCUCACUUCUCUUCUCCUCUUAUCUUCGAGAUCCAAUCCAGGAGGCGGAGAUCGGAGAGCAAGAAAUCUCCUCGGGUUUCUUGAUUAGGUUGUGCUGGUUGUUUGGAUCGAGAGUUGGAUGGCUUCGGCGAAGUCUUCGCGAUCUAGGGCGUCGGGGCCCUUGGGGCUGGUCACCACCACGGGGCUCUACCAGACGGCAAAUGGGGCGGCCGCCCAGGAGAGCGGGGUGCAGCUCGUGGAUAAGUUGAAGAUCUUCAAGACCAAUAAUUUCGAUCCGGAUGCGUACGUGCAGUCUAAAUGCCAGACUAUGAACGAGAAGGAAAUAAGGCACCUGUGCUCUUAUCUGCAAGAUUUAAAGAAGGCUUCUGCAGAAGAAAUGCGUAGAAGUGUUUAUGCUAACUAUGCAGCAUUUAUUAGAACAUCCAAGGAAAUAUCAGAUCUAGAAGGCGAGCUUUUGUCCAUCAGAAAUCUGCUAUCUACUCAGGCAGCUUUAAUUCAUGGUUUAGCUGAAGGUGUUCACAUUGAUUCCUUGUCUGCUGGCUCUGAAGGUUCUGCAGAGCAUGAUGUAUCAAAUAUUGAAGACCGAGAGGCUACAGAUAUAGAGAAAUGGUCGGCAGAGUUUCCUGAUAUGCUUGAUGUUUUGCUAGCUGAGAGGAGAGUGGAUGAAGCUUUGGAUGCCCUGGAUGAAGCAGAACGUAUAGCUGCAGAAGCAAAACAAAACCAAACUCUAACUGCUGUUCAACUCUUGUCACUGCGGACUGCUAUUCAAGAUCAUUGCCAAAAAUUAGCUGAUCAGCUUGCUGAAGCCGCCUGCCAAUCAUCUACUCGUGGUGUCGAACUUCGUGCAGCUGCUUCGGCUCUCAAAAGGCUUGGUGAUGGUCCCCGUGCUCAUAGUUUGCUGCUUAAUGCUCAUAAUCAACGGCUUCAAUAUAACUUGCAAACUAUUCAUCCAACUAGCAGUUCAUAUGGAGGAGCAUAUACUGCUGCUCUAUCGCAGCAAGUUUUUUCUGCCAUUGCUCAAGCUGUGAGUGACUCUUUAGAGGUCUUUGGUGAUGAGCCAGCAUAUGCAUCUGAACUGGUAAGAUGGUCUACAAAGCAAGCAGAGGCUUUUGCACAUCUUGUUAAAAGACAUGCAUUGGCCUCAUCUGCAGCUGCUGGAGGCUUAAGAGCUGCUGCAGAAUGUGUUCAGAUAGCUAUUGGUCAUUGUUCCUUGUUGGAGGCCCGUGGGCUAUCACUUUCUUCUGUUCUUCUAAAGCUUUUCAGGCCCAGUGUUGAGCAAGCACUAGAUGCUAAUUUAAAGCGAAUUGAAGAAAGUACUGCUGCGUUAGCAGCUGCCGAUGAUUGGGUACUUAUGUAUCCACCAGCUAGUACACGUACAUCUGGUAGAACCUCUGCUACAACUAUGGGCAUCCAGCCUAAACUCUCGAGCAGUGCACAUCGUUUCAAUUCAAUGGUUCAGGACUUUUUUGAGGAUGUAGGCCCACUCCUAACUAUGCAGUUGGGUGGUUCCACAAUGGAUGGCCUUUUAAAAGUCUUCAAUUCCUAUAUCAAUUUGCUCAUAAAUGCGUUACCAGGUUCUAUGGAAGAUGAGGCAAAUCUGGAAGGUUCUGGGAAUAAAAUUGUUAGAAUUGCAGAAACUGAAGCACAACAAUUAGCUUUAUUAGCAAAUGCAUCUUUACUAGCUGAAGAGUUGCUACCUCGAGCAGCUAUGAAGCUUUCCUCCAUUUACCAGGCUGGUGGUGUUGAUGAUUCUCGUAGAAGAACUUCAGACAGACAUAAUCGUAUUCCAGAACAAAGAGAAUGGAAAAGAAAGCUUCAGCGCUCUGUUGAUAGAUUGAGAGAUAGUUUCUGUAGGCAGCACGCACUCGAUCUUAUCUUCACAGAAGAUGGUGAUACACAUCUGAGUGCAGAAAUGUACAUUAGUAUGGAUGGAAAUGUUGAGGAGCCAGAGUGGGCUCCCUCUCAAAUAUUUCAGGAACUAUAUGCAAAACUUAAUCGGAUGGCAAGCAUAGCUGCAGAUAUGUUUGUCGGCAGGGAAAGAUUUGCUACCUUGCUAAUGAUGAGACUCACUGAGACGGUCAUAUUGUGGCUCUCAGAAGAUCAGAGCUUCUGGGAGGAUAUUGAAGAGGGACCGAGACCUUUGGGUCCCCUUGGUCUUCAGCAGUUUUAUUUGGAUAUGCAGUUUGUAAUCCUUUUUGGACAAGGCCGGUUCUUAUCCCGGCAUGUGCAUCAAGUUAUUAUUGACAUAAUCGAUAGAGCUAUGGCUGCAUUUUCUGCAACUGGAAUGAAUCCUGACAGCGUGCUACCUAGUGAUGAUUGGUUCGUCGACAUUGCUCAAGAAACUAUAAGUAGGAUAAGUGGCAAAGCUAGAAUGGCCAAUGGAGAUCGGGAACUCAACAGCCCAACUGCCUCUGUGUCAGCACAGUCUAUGUCAUCAGUUAGAUCUCAUGGGAGUACUUAAGUGUGCAGUUAUUUUUGUAAACAGGUCCUUGUAUAAUAAGCAAUGAUUUAUUUGUUUGUUUUUUCUUGUGUUACAUUUUGCGCUAGAGUAGAUCAUGAUCGGUCUUGUUUAGGGAAAUCUUCGUAUCAUUAUUCUUGGAGUUUUGAGUCUGUGAAACAUUGUGCCAGCAUACAGCCCAGACUCCACACUGUACCAUUCUUUCACCACUUUGGCCAUGGGAAUCAAUUUUUAAUUUGUCAUAUGCCUCACUAAUAGAGGACUAGGGGUUUUCUCUCCUCUUUCUAUUUUUUUCCCCCAUAGCGAAUUGUAUUACUUUGCAUAUGCUGAUCUAACAGUGCGCGAACAUGUAUCGUCUAUGUGCAGUUCAAUUUUGAGUGUGAAGUUUUAAUUUGGAGGAAUGA
Molecule: messenger RNA, 3081 nt
Organism: Phoenix dactylifera (date palm)
Lineage: Eukaryota; Viridiplantae; Streptophyta; Magnoliopsida; Arecales; Arecaceae
Product: exocyst complex component EXO84B-like
Biological process (GO): intracellular protein localization; Golgi to plasma membrane transport; exocytosis
Cellular component (GO): exocyst
Source: RefSeq, a predicted model, not a curated record